AUGACCAGCCGGCUCGAUCGUCUUUUUGUGCUCCUAGAAAACUGUCCAAAUGCAUCUUUAAGGGCUGCGGCUGCUGAGCAACUUGGAGAGGUUGCAAAGAAUGCCCCAUCAAAUAUUGACUAUGUGUUUACACGUCUUGUUCCCUUGUUGCGACACAAAAAUUGGGUUUCUCGUGUUGCUGCCUCAGAUGCUAUUCGUGCUAUUGUUCAUCACUUACCGGAAUGGGAUCCGAUUUUAGCUCGUUCAAAUGACAAAGAUGAUCAGGCAAUUUCAACCGAUGGUUUCCUGAGUCUAAACGAACUUCGCCUAGAUCGUGUUCUCGCUCAAGGUGCUCGGUUGUACAGUAUGGAUGCUCGAGAGUUGGAUAAGACCAAUAAAAGAUCUUAUAUUGAACGGUGUAAAAAGAAUGAUGAAAACACAGUGGAAUGUGAUUCAUGGGAGCAUCAAACAGAAACGUACUCCCCCCAAACCUUACCAUCAGUGCAACGCCAAGAAAUUAAUAGUCGUUUGGGUUUGGAGAGCGAUAGUUUGUUGACCCAAGUUCUGGAAACUCACGCAGACGUAUCGAUUAAUAAGUGGAUAACACCUGAUGAUUUGGCUGAUGAAGCACAACCUGGAUUUGUCCAGUUGGAUGUAGAGACUUGUGUUCGAAGUACUUACGUUUCCGCAGCUACUGCUUCUGAUCCGCAGAGGAAAAGAUCUAGUCCUUGCCAAUCACCACCUCAUUGUGAUGCUAAACGUACUAAACUUGAAUCGCAAACUGAAAUUCCAUCAGAACGGUUAUUUGCACACUGGCCGCUGGAUAAAUUGUGUACUACACUUUUGGGUGAUUUAUGGGCAUUACGUUGGGAGACACGUCAUGGAGCAGCUGCUGGUCUACGAGAGCUGCUGUCCGAGCCAAGACAUACAAGACAGGCAGGGAAAUAUAUUGGUCAAACUCAAAGACAGAUGCAAAGUAGUCAUCGUCAGUAUUUAGAAGAUAUUGUAGUUCGAGUACUUUGUACGCUUGCCUUAGACCAGUUGUCUGAUUUUAUUUCAGAUGAAGUUGUAGCCCCAGUACGUGAAACCGCUGCUCAGUUGUUGGGUGUAUUAUCAUUACACUUGACAGCUGAACAAGUGCUGUUGAUAGCAAAACACUUGAUAUACCUUGUGUCAUUAAAUGAUGAUACAGUAGCUCAGUUAUGCAAUAAUAUACCUUGUCAGAAAGAGAAUACAAACACUUCCAAGAAUAGUUGGAUGAUAGCUCAUGGUGGACUACUAGGUAUCAAGUAUUUACUGGCUUCAAGAAAGGAUCUGAAGGAUGUAUUAUUACCACAUGUUGCACCAUGUUUAAUCAGUCGAUUAUUUGGUAUACCAAUUUCAACUGAUCAUGAGACGUCUAGUCAACAUAAUCUAUCAUCGAGUGCAAGUGUUGUUGUAGAUGAUGAAGAUAUACGUGCCGCGGCUGGUUCAGCUUUAUUGCCAAUUAUUGAUACAGUUUGGAUUGAAUCGCUUAGUCAAUAUGAGUAUAAUUUGUUUGUAAAUCAUGUUUGGUCAUUGAUUCGUAAAACACCAUCGGAUCUGUCACCGUCCACAGGACCAGUGCUCAGUUUGAUUUGUGCAUUGACUAAGGCUGAAUGUGAGGGAAAACACCUUAUGAGACGGUAUGACAGCGCAUUCAAAUCAAACGAGGAUGUUAGCAUUUAUCAAAUUGAUACAAGUACAAAGAUAGUGAUAAUCGCAAAAUUGUUACACCAUGUAUCUUCGUCUAUUCGUCAGAGUGCUUUAAACACCCUACAGUGUGUGAUUGAAUCGUGUGAACAUCAGGCUGCCAGCUUAUCAGUAGAUACACUAUACAUAAUAUUGGAUAAUUUAUUCCAACGUAUAUUAUUAGAACCUUGUGCAACAAUACGUGCCCUUGUUACUAAUCUUAUAAUUGAAAUUAUUAACUCUGCACAAAUGGAUUGUCUUGUACAAGCGAGUAUUCGACGUUUAGAUGUAUGGUUGUGCCAAGUAAUGCAACCAACUGGGAUUCCUUAUCCGAAUAAAUUUUUAGUACCUUGUUUACAACAAUUUGAUUCAAGUGUGCAGGUAUCCUCAGAAUUGAAUACAUCUAAUAAUGGUUUGAAUAACCAAGAAGUUCUAUCGUCUGCAAACACUAAUGGUAAUUCAAAUGAACAACGGAAUGUAUUCAUUUCAAAUCAAACCUAUUGUAUUGGUGGUUUUCAAUGUUUAACUGCUAGUCGUUCAGAAAUGGAAGCUUAUGUUUUAGAAACUAGAAUCUCAGCUGUUCGUGUUUUGGCCAAUUUAUGUGGCCGUGUAUGCCAGUACAACCAAUUGAUUCCGGUUCAUUUAUUGCCGUGUAUCUCAGAAAUUACAGAAUCAUCAUCCACACAACCUUUUUCAUCAGUUAAUAAUGAUAGCUCGUCGAUUAGUGUUAUGAACUAUAUUCUUGGGCAGUUGUUAUGCCAGUUACACUUGAAAGAUCGUUUAGCUAUGCAACGUUUCAUUUCUGGUUUAUUACUCUCUGCUUGGGCAUUAUUAUCACCAUUUUCAUCCUCACCAAGUGAUACUACUUACAGUGUUGAUAGUAGCAUGACUGUAGCAAAUGAUCAUAUUUCUCUGGUGGAUCGGUGUGAACAACUACCAAAUUUUCAUAUGUUAACCUAUACAUGGGCUAAUUUAUUGAAUGAGUCUUCAAAACUCCCAUCGUCUUCUACGUCGUCAUCAGUUUUCUUACCGUCGUAUUUAGAUGCGCUGAAGACUAGUCUGUCAGGUCAUCUAUUUACUAACAUACAGACUGAUUUACAAGAUAUUACGAAGCGGCUACGCGGAAGGUUGGAGUCAUGUUUGACUGAGGUGAUUUACUACGAAGAAAUUCUUGCUCCUUUCAAAUUGAUGCAAGAAGAUUGUCGUGAAUUAAUUCGAUCGAUGAAAACUUGUGGUCUCACUGUUGAUUCACAAAUCCCAGUCAAUGGUGUCUUGACAAUUGCUCAUUGUAAAACAUUGCUACAAACGGUAGCCAGUACUAUUCAAAAACAGAAACAUCAAUUUCAGACGAUAGCAAAUUGUGGUCAUGAUCUUGAUAUUGAUUCAUUCAAAUUGGAUCGGUUGUGCUAUCAGUUCGAAAGAACGCGAACUACAGUCGAUCACUGUCUAACUUUGCAGUUAUAUUUGGGAAAUCGUGUCGAGUUAGGCAUAGCUUGUGCAUUUGCCAACCUGAACUGGAUUUUGCCUGGUCGUUUAAGUUUGCUUAUUCGUCCGUUGAUGGAUACUAUACGAUGUAUGAAACCGUGUGUGAAUCUCUCCUUUAGUACUGUUCAAUCAUCUAAUUCAAGUUCCAGUUAUGCUUGUUCUAACAGUAGUGUUCCAACUUCUGCUAGUGUCACAGCUGGAUCUCCUAACACAAUGUUAUCCAGUAUUACAAACAGUGGUGGUGGGAGUAAUAGUGGAAAUGCGUCUGUGGAUAUUCUACCUAUUGGCACAUGUAUAUAUCUUCAGCGUUUGGCCGCCUGUUGUUUAGCGCGUCUAUUAUGGCUAGAAUGGAAAAUGCUACUAGAUGCUAAGCUAACCUCACCAUCGUCAUUAUCGACAGCUAGUAAAGAUUUACAUGUGAAUACCUCUAAGGCUGCUGCCAAAGUCAUUAAAAAUCUAACUGCUUAUUUAAUUGACUCAGAUCCAGAUUUAUUACUGUCGUCAACGCAAACUUCUGAUUCUUCGACAUCAGAAAUAAAUCGUUAUUUACAUGAGGAUCAAUUGUUAGAUGAUGCUAAAAUGUCUUGUGGUGAUCAGACUAUUUCUGUUCGACUGGAUACGGAGAGUACAUCAUCAUCCCCGUCCUCUUAUGAAUCACAGUGUCAAUCAUCUCAAUAUCGUGGUGCUUAUAACACUCUAUCCUGUAUUUGUCAUGCAUUUAUUACAUUUUAUCAUUGUGAAGAAGUCAGCAAAGCCUGCCAAUUCUCCUCAUCGUUAUCAUCACAAACCGAAAUAAGCAAAAGUGAUUCAUUCGCUAAUUAUCCAUUAACACAUGCUUCAUUGAAUAGUGUUCGUUUUGGUUUACCAUCAUUGUGGAGUGUAUUCUGGGUGAAUCCAGUUGAAAUUAUUAUCAGUGCAUAUCGUCAACUUGAUAGUUUCAUAGAAAAUGGUAAAUCUAACAGAAACGAUCAAACAGAACUAGAUGAAAAUAACUACUCACUUUUAAAGAAAUUGAGUCAUGAAACUAAACUAAACAACUCCUCACUGAAUGCAAUCAACGUACCAAAAUCAAAGCAAGAUGAACUAGUCACUGGGUUAACUUUAUUGUCAGUAUGUUUGAACGUCAUUCUACCCUGUCUUGAUCCUGAUCGAAGGGUAGAAAAGAAAGAUGAUGUUCAUGUCUUCUACGAAAUAUCAUUCGAACAAAUUAUAUGGUUAGGUUCAUUAGUUGUUCGUUUGCCGUAUCCUGCAUGUCGUCGAAUUGGAGCACGUCUACUAGCUGAAUUGACCUUACUUCAACCUGUUCAUACAUUGAAUAUUCUGUUACCGUUAUUACUGUUAUCUAAUGAUAGCAGUUUUUUAAUCUCUGAUUCAUCUGCAAUCUGUAUCGGGGCAUUGGAGACAUUUUUAACUAUUGUGGAUAAAUUCACCAAUACGAACAAUAAAUCUACUUAUAUGCUUCGAAAUAUUCCACCAGCUAUCCUGAAUGAUCCACUUGUUGAACCAAAUUCAAAGUCAUCCUGUUUAUUAUCUGUGUAUAAGAAGUCUAUCGGUGCAUCAAGGUGUUCCGAUGAACAAUUGAUGAUGAAGAAUAAUACUGAAGUAAAACUGUCAGAAAAUCUUACUGAAAUUACAGUCGCAAGCAGUACUAUCGAUAAUAACCAUAGUGCAGUUGCAACGGAGUUAUCAUUAUCCAGUAAUCUGAAAUUGUUUCUUCCGUACCUUGUUCUUUUACUGACUCCAACCCUCAGAUUAAUAUCCAGUGCUAAUGAGGAGACACGUUCAGUUGCGGGUAAACUGUUUACAGCUUUAUUGAAUUUAUUACCCUUAGAGACUUCUCUUCCAAACCCUGAGAAAAUGAAGGAAGAAUUUAAACAGAUCCGUGUUGAACAUCGUGAAUUUAUUGACAGUUUACUACACCCUGAUCGUAUCCAACUGUAUAAUCUACCAAUCAAAAUUAAUGCAACACUACGUUCCUAUCAGCAGGAUGGUGUUAAUUGGUUAUGCUUCCUUAAUCGUUAUGGUUUAAAUGGAAUACUAUGUGAUGACUUAGGCUUGGGUAAAACACUUCAAACUAUCUGUAUACUAGCAGGUAGUCAUCAUGAGUUAAAACAGUCUCUACUACUAGACACUAGGCAUAAAACAGAUAAUGAGUUAACAACAGGGAAAAGUUCUAAAUCAAUGCCGAAGAAGUUAAAAAAGAUGAAAACUACUGAAGAAGAUGUAAAAUCCAAUGAGUCAAUGCGACGGACAGCUAUGUCUCACAAACAACUACCACUUUCAUUGGUUGUAUGCCCAUCUACAUUAUGUGGUCAUUGGUUUCACGAAAUACAACAAUAUGCACAGAUUGAAGAUUUGAAUCCACUUAUUUAUGCUGGUAGCCCGACAAUUCGACAAAGCCUUCAGUCAAAGUUUUAUCAACAUGAUAUAAUCAUUACGUCCUAUGAUUCAGUUCGCAGUGAUGUGGAGUUUUUCAAGUCGAUUGACUGGAAUUAUAUCAUUCUCGACGAAGGUCAUAUCAUUAAAAGCAGUAAAUCUAAGAUUACGCGCGCUGUGAAACAGUUGGUCGGUCAACAUCGUCUCAUCUUGACUGGUACACCGAUUCAGAACAGAGUUUCAGAAUUAUGGUCUCUGUUCGAUUUUCUUAUGCCAGAAUUCUUAGGUUCUGAACAAUACUUUUUAUCAAAGUUUGCACGUCCUGUAGCUGCUAGUCGAGAUGUGAAAGCAUCUAAAGCUGACCAACGAGCAGGUCACUUGGCCCUGGAAAAACUUCAUCGACUCGUUUUACCAUUCAUGCUGAGACGAUUAAAGGAAGAUGUUAUGCAAGAUUUACCACCAAAAAUAAUUCAAGAUUUUGCUUGUAAAAUGACUUCAGUUCAACGUAAACUUUACGAAACCUUUCAAAAGACGGAUGAAGGAAGACAGUUAAUGAAUAUAGUCUGCACUAGUGGUACCAAUAGCCAAGAUAUUAGCAGUAAUACCGGUAUUAAACAACAGUCAACCUAUAUUUCAAGUGUUGUAUCACAUGGAUUUCAAGCUGUACGAUAUUUUCAGGCUGUUUGUAACCAUCCGUGUCUAGUUCUGAAGUCUAAUCAUCCUUUACUUGAUGAAAUUAAAGGUGAACUAGGUAUCCAGUCAAUAGAGCAAUUGAGAUCAGUGCAUUUAAGUGGAAAGCUAUUGGCUUUGUGCCGUCUUUUAACUGAUUGUGGUUUUGGCAGUCCAAAUUCAGUGACUGGUGGCGAUGGUAACGGUUGUCUCCAUUCAUCAUCUGUUACAUCAUCAUCAUCAACUUCAUUUCAUGAUCUACAUUCCAGUCGAAGUCUACUCAAUCAGCACAGAGCUUUAAUAUUUUUUCAAACACGUGAAAUGUUACAACUAACUGGAGAUAUGCUUAGAGAAUUAUUUCCAUGGAUAACUGCUACACGGUUAGAUGGUACUGUACCCGUGAGCGAACGACAUAGUCGUGUAGUUAGAUUUAAUCAAGACCCAUCGAUUGAUGUUAUGUUGUUAACUACAGCUGUGGGUGGAUUAGGCUUAAAUUUAACUGGAGCAGAUACAGUGAUCUUUGUCGAACAUGAUUGGAAUCCCAGUAAAGAUCUUCAGGCUAUGGAUCGAGCUCAUCGUAUCGGACAAUUGCGUACUGUCAAUGUUUAUCGUCUAAUUACUGAAGAUAGUAUAGAGGAACAAAUUAUGAAUUUGCAAGCCUUUAAAUUGCAUUUAGCCAAUACAAUCUUAACCACAGACAAUAAAGCUCUGAGUGGAAUGGAUACAGAACACUUGUUUGAUCGACUGACCAAUAGCAGUAAUGAAGAACAGUCAAGGGAAGGACGUAUUGAUGACAGUGGACAGAGUGGAUUUGCUUUACUAGAUGAAAUUGAGACAUGCUAUGAAACUGAAUACAAUUUAGAUACGUUUAUUUCUCGAUUGAAGAUGAACUAA
This is a messenger RNA of Heterobilharzia americana, 7113 nucleotides long. The record is from the annotation of a GenBank genome assembly. NCBI's taxonomy places the organism in Eukaryota, Metazoa, Platyhelminthes, Trematoda, Strigeidida, Schistosomatidae.